UCCAAGCAGAGCAUCCUCAUUCCCACGGAACACGAAAUGGAUUCAUCAGUUUUCUUCUCUAGGAUUUCUGACUUCUCUUCUGAUUCAUCAUUUGGAUCAGUCGAUUCUUUUCCAUGGGAUAGCCAAAAUUUCCACAAUUCGUUACCAUUUAAUGAAAAUGACUCUGAAGAAAUGCUUCUCUAUGGUCUCCUGGCACAAGCACAGGCUGUUCAAGAAACAUCCGAAAUCAAUUCUUCUGAUCAAAUUAAGGAAGAAGAAGUUAGUUCGAAGCCCGAAGAAAAACCCAAGAAGGAGAAAGCUUAUAGAGGAGUAAGAAGGCGCCCGUGGGGCAAAUUCGCGGCAGAGAUAAGGGAUUCAACUAGGAAUGGUAUAAGAGUCUGGCUGGGCACAUUUGACAGUGCAGAAGCCGCAGCUUUAGCUUAUGAUCAAGCUGCUUUUUCGAUGCGAGGUCAAGCAGCAAUCCUUAAUUUUCCAGUUGAUAGAGUUCGCGAAUCACUCAUGGAGAUGAAGGCAACUAUGGAAGACGGAUGCUCCCCUGUCGUUGCAUUGAAGAGAAAACACUCCAUGAGGAGAAGAAAUGUGAUCAGAAAAAGUAAAGCAAGAGAAGUCAAGGUAGAAAAUUUAGUGGUGUUCGAGGACUUGGGGAAUGAUUACUUGGAAGAACUUUUGAGUACAAGUUAAAGGCUAGUCCAUGGAGAAUCAAAAGAUUCUGAGCUAGUUAUUCAUUUUAAUCUCCUUUCUGAUUCUUCUCUUCUUCGUUAGUUUAUUUGGUUGCAGAUGAUAUCCUGUGUGAUAUUUUUGUAAAAAUGUUUCUUUAAUUCUACUUGUGUUAGAUUGUUUUCCCAAGGCUAUUUUGUUCCUACUUUUGAAACUUUCAAGUAAAGGCGGCUACCAAUA
Messenger RNA from Coffea eugenioides, 897 nucleotides. RefSeq names its product ethylene-responsive transcription factor 1B. Gene Ontology annotation, biological process: regulation of DNA-templated transcription; ethylene-activated signaling pathway. Lineage: Eukaryota; Viridiplantae; Streptophyta; Magnoliopsida; Gentianales; Rubiaceae. The transcript has a single exon. Bases 37 to 681 code for a protein of 214 amino acids. The record is from RefSeq and is a predicted model, not a curated record. Gene Ontology annotation, molecular function: DNA binding; DNA-binding transcription factor activity.